Molecule: messenger RNA, 491 nt
Organism: Camelus dromedarius (Arabian camel)
Lineage: Eukaryota; Metazoa; Chordata; Mammalia; Artiodactyla; Camelidae
Gene: CCL17
Product: C-C motif chemokine ligand 17
Exons: 3
Coding region: 56-364 (102 amino acids)
Biological process (GO): immune response
Cellular component (GO): extracellular region
Molecular function (GO): chemokine activity
Source: RefSeq, a predicted model, not a curated record
CUCCUCUGACUGGAGGGAUUCACACAUAGAGACCUUCUCCUGGGCUCUCGACAUCAUGACCUCCCUGAAGAUGCUGUUCCUGGUCGUCCUCCUCCUGGGGGCUUCCCUGAAGGACACCCAUGCAGCUCGAGGAGUCAACGUGGGCCGGGAGUGCUGCCUGGAGUACUUCAAAGGAGCCAUUCCUCUCAAGAAGCUGGUGAGGUGGUACUGGACCUCAGUGGAGUGCCCCAGGGAUGCCAUCGUGUUGGUGACUCGCCAGGGCAGAUCCAUCUGUUCGGACCCCAAGGAUGCAUGGGUGAAGAAGGCAGUCAGAUAUUUGCAAAACGCCGUGAAGCUGCGUGACCUCGUCACCCAGAAGUCAUGAUUCCUUCCUAUAUCGCAUGGAGACUUCCCGCCUCCUUGUUCACUGCUCCAACCCUGAGCUCCCCGGGUCCAAGGGAGGCCUGAUGAGGACAAAGAGGCCCCUUGUCCCCUUGUCUGAUUAAAGUCUU